Molecule: messenger RNA, 420 nt
Organism: Phanerochaete carnosa HHB-10118-sp
Lineage: Eukaryota; Fungi; Basidiomycota; Agaricomycetes; Polyporales; Phanerochaetaceae
Exons: 1
Coding region: 63-410 (115 amino acids)
Source: RefSeq, a predicted model, not a curated record
CUUCACAUCGCCGUCAUUCCCCUGCCUUCCUCUAUCGCAUAGUAUUCUCGCUCUAACACGUCAUGUUCCGCUUCCGUCGUCUACCGUCUGCUCCAGACGGGAUCUAUUCAUCCAGCCUCGAGACCCUCUGCCUCGGUCACGCCCUCUGGUACCCGGAGCCGCAUGUGACGGGGGAGGUACAAAUCGGCGACGUGGGCUUCAUUCGCGACGGCGCAUUUGUCAGGCUGUUCAAUCUUGAUACCUCUGCGCCCGAGAAGAAGGUCAAGUUCUGGCCGAUACCUUUUGAGGACAUAGAGCCCUUGCCUCCGAGCGUACUGCAAAUCGACUCCAGAAGCAGCCCACUCGUCCCCGAUCAUUAUUGCAGCCAUGGGGUGGAGGGCAAAGAGAUACAUGCCUCCGUGGACGUGUGAGUACACUGGU